CGGGGGGAGGCAGCAUCCCACACACACACGGACGUGGGGACGGCAGCGUCCAUGACCGCGGUGAAACCUCCUCUUCCCGCCCCGCUUGAAACCCGCUCACGGCUCCGCCCCGCCCCGCCCCGCACGUCAUGGGACGUCACAGGCGUGACGCGCAGGGGGCGGGGCCGGGCACCUGGUGUUGCGCUCAGCUCCCAGAAGCCCCCGCGGAGGAGGAGGAGGUGGAGGUGGAGGCUGCCGGGCCGGCGGAGACGGUGCGCGGGGUCUGCCCGCCCGCCCGCGGGGUCGCGGCGCGGCGCGGCGGUGGCGGUGGCGGACGUGCGCGCAGAGGAGAUGCCGCCGCCGGGGGCGCGGCGGGAGCAGCCCCAGGCGCGCGGUGCGGACAGGCCGCUGGAGGAGGCCGGGCGGAGGGAGACGCGGGGGCCUGGGGACGCCGAGGAGGAGCCCCCGCCCCCGCCCCGCCAGGACUCAGGUGCUGGGACUCUGAGCAGAGCUGAGCAGCAGCCUCCUGAGGAGGGACCUGUAAACCUGGAGCUGCAGAGGACUUCCCGAGGAUGUCGGGAGGAGAGAGGCUCCCUGACACCUGAGCCAGGCCAAGUGCAGAGGCGGCAGAGCAAACCUCCGAAGCAGGGGGAGAGCUUGGAGCUCCAGGAGGUGUUUCAGGACGUGGCUGUGUACUUCACACGGAAGGAGUGGGAGCUGCUGGACGAUGAGGACAAGGUGCUUUACCGGGACCAGAUGCUGAGGAAUUUCCAAGCCCUCGUCUCCCUGGGACAUCAAGGUCCCACACCCGACUUAAUCUGCCGCAUCCAGCGAGGACUGGUGGAGCUGUGGGUCUGUGAUGAUGAGGAUGGUGGGGAAAUGUCCAGGUCAGAGGAGCUGCUGCCAGGAAGUGCCUGGCUCCUCAGAGAAGCUAAGGAGGAAACUCCUGUGGAAGGGCCUGCGGAUCCGGAGUCACCAUGGACUUUCCCUGAGAGUUUGGGUGAGAUGGACUCCCUGAGACCUGAGGAGGAGCACUGGCCCAAGAGUCAGGGGAGACCCCAGAAGCAGAUGAAAAAUGUAGCCGUGAACCAGUACCGACGCAUCCACCUGGGCAGGAAGACACACCGCUGCACUGAGUGCAGGAAGAACUUCAUCUGCUGGCAAGACCUGUCCCAGCACCAGUGUGGGCAGCACCGCGGUACCAAGUGUGGGAAAAGGUUCAAGCUCUCCAACCUGGUCAGGCACCAGUGCAUGCACAGAAGGGAGAAGCCACAUGAGUGCUCAGAGUGUGGGAAGAGCUUCACUCAGGCCUGUGACCUGGCCCGACACCACCUCAUCCACACAGGAGAGAAGCCACAUCAGUGCUCAGAGUGUGGGAAGAGCUUCACCCGAUCCUCUAACCUGGCUCGGCACUAUCGUAUCCACACAGGGGAGAAGCCACAUCAGUGCUCCGUGUGUGGGAAGAGCUUCACCCGUUCUUCUAACCUGGCCCAGCACCAGCGCAUCCACACCGGGGACAAGGCACAUCAGUGCUCAGAGUGCGGGAAGAGCUUCACCCAGUCCUCCAACCUGGCCCGGCACCAGCUUCUCCACACAGAGAAGAAACCACAUCAGUGCUCGGAGUGUGGAAAGAGCUUCACUCUGUCCUCCAGCCUGGCCCAGCACCAGCUCAUUCAUAUGGGAGAGAAGCCACAUCAGUGCUCAGAGUGUAGUAAGAGCUUCACACUCUCCUCCAGUCUGACUAAGCACCAACAUAUCCACACAGGGGAAAAGCCCUAUCAGUGCUUACAGUGUGGUAAGAGGUUCGCUCACUCCUUCAGCCUGGUUCAGCACCAGCGUAUCCACACAGGAGAAAAGCCGUAUCAGUGCUUGGAGUGUGGGAAAUGCUUCACCCAAUCCUCCCAGCUGGCCCAGCACCAGCCUGUGCACAUGGAGGAGAAGCCACAUCAGUGCUCGGAGUGUGGGAAGAGCUUCACUCUCUUCUCCAGCCUGGCUAAGCACCAACGUAUCCACACAGGGGAGAAGCCUUAUCAGUGCUUGGAGUGUGGUAAAAGGUUCACUCAGUCCUCCACCCUGGUUCAGCACCAGCGUAUGCACACAGGAGAGAAGCCACAUCAGUGCUUGGAGUGUGGUAAGAGCUUCUCUCGCUCCUCCAGGCUGGCCCAGCACCAGCUUAUCCAUACGGGGGAGAAGCCACAUCACUGUGUGGAGUGUGGGAAGAGCUUCGCUCGCUCCUCCUACCUGGCCCAGCACCAGCUUAUCCAUAAAGGGGAGAAGCCACAUCAGUGCUCAGAGUGUGGGAAGAGCUUCACUGUCUCCUCCAGCCUGGCUAAGCACCAGCUCGUCCACACAGGAGAGAAGCCACAUCAGUGCUCGGAGUGUGGGAAGAGCUUCACUCUGUCCUCCAGCCUGGCUAAGCACCAGCUCGUCCACACAGGAGAGAAGCCGCAUCAGUGCUCGGAGUGUGGGAAGAGCUUCAUUUACUCCUCCAGCGUGGCUAAGCACCAGCGUAUCCACACAGGAGAGAAGCCACAUCGAUGCUUGAAGUGUGGGAAGAGCUUCAUCCAGUCCUCCCACCUGUCUGAGCACCAGCUCGUCCACACAGGGGAGAAGCCACAUCAGUGCUCAGAGUGUGGGAAGUGUUUCGCUCGCUCCUCUGACCUGGCCCGGCACCAUCGUAUCCACACAGGGGAGAAGCCACAUCGAUGCUCGGAAUGUGGGAAGAGCUUCACCUUCUCCUUCCAGGUGGCCCGGCACCAGCUUAUCCACACAGAGAAGAAACCACAUUGAUACUCGGUGUGUGGGAAGUGCUCCCCUCACUCCUCCACACUGACCAAGUACCAAUGUAUCCAUAUCCAGGAGUAUCCAUAAUUCUUCCAGCAAUGCUGGAAGGGUUUGGGGAUGUAUACCUGCUCAGCCCCCACCAGUGUCUUCAUCCAGGCAAGGAGCCUCAUGCUGGUGGACUGCAGCAGGAGUUCACCCAUCAUUCGACCCAUUUAGGGUCCUGCAGAACCCCAAGGACGCAGAGGCUGGUCCCCAAAGUUUGAUGAGGGGAGGGGUUUAAAAGAAACGCCUCAUGCAGAGGCCAACCCGGAUGCUUGGGGAACUUGUAAGAAGGCAAUCUUUAAAUCAGACGUGGAGCUGUGCCAUCCCCAUCAUUCUCUAAAAGCAGGCAGUGUUCCCAAGGGGAGUAGAAGUGCCUUCACAAUAGGGUUCACUCCCUUAUGCAACUCGCUCUAAAUAACGCCUUGGGCCUGUCUUGGGAUGACUCCCAGCUCUGUCCUCCCCACCUGGUCCCAGGGUUCUUGUAUGUGAGGCUCCAGAGUUGCAGGAAGGAGGACAUUGAUUGCUGGGGAGGUGCUCCCUGCCUUCCACCCUGACCUUGCCUUUCCUUCCCACCACAUAACCCCACUCCCAAGCCUGCACGUGCACAUUGGGGUCUGCAAGAAGCUGAUACUGCCACUGCGUGAGCCCAGUUUGGCAGGUUUUGCUUCUCAGCCCCUCGUCAGAACUCUUCACCACGCAGUGCCAGCUGCUCCCAACCCCCCAUCCCUUCAUCCCAUUCUCUGUAAUGGAUUCCACGCUAAUCAACCCCCACAAUUCACCACAGGACUGGGAAAUUAUUUCAGCUUGUAAACCUCCAGAGUAGGUGACCUCCAUGUGACUGCACCACCUCUGCAGGGAGUUUAUUCCAGAAUCUGGACGCUGACUGUGAAUGAGUUUUUCCUGGGAUUAAUCCUGAAGAGGUUUUCCAGGAGUUUGUAUCCAUUGGUCCUGGUCUUCCCUGGGGGUGCCUUAGUGAAGAGUUGUUCACCGAGCUCCUGAUGUGCUCAUCUGUUCCAAGCUCAUCUCUGGACCUUCUCAAGUUUUUCCACGCCCCUAUUGAAGUGCAGCGCUCGGAACUGGACACAGUACUCCAACUGCGGUCUCACCAGUGCUGAGUACAGCGGGAGUAUUGCUUCCUUAGUUUUACAUGAGAUGCAUUGGUUGAUGCAUGCCAGUAUGGUGUUUGCCCUGCUGACCACCGCCUCGCACUGAUGGCUCAUAUUCAUAUGAUGGUCAAUCAUUACCCCUAGGUCCCUUUCAGCCGUGGUGCAAGUCAAGCUGUUACCACCGACCCUGUAAGUAUGUUGAGAGUUGUUUGGCCCCAAAUAGGAGUACCUGACACUUAGAAGUGUUAAACUUCAUCUGACUCUGGACUGCCCAGCUGUCGAGCCUGUCCAGGCCCAUCUGUAUCUGCAACCUAAUCUAAAAAGUGAACAUCUACAACAUUCAUUAAUUUGUUGUCAAAAAAUAUUUUUGUCCUGA
Messenger RNA from Alligator mississippiensis (American alligator), 4287 nucleotides. RefSeq names its product zinc finger protein 420. The coding region runs from base 52 to 2769 and encodes 905 amino acids. Gene Ontology annotation, molecular function: RNA polymerase II cis-regulatory region sequence-specific DNA binding; DNA-binding transcription factor activity, RNA polymerase II-specific. The record is from RefSeq and is a predicted model, not a curated record. The transcript has 7 exons. Gene Ontology annotation, biological process: regulation of transcription by RNA polymerase II. NCBI's taxonomy places the organism in Eukaryota, Metazoa, Chordata, Crocodylia, Alligatoridae.